ACGUCAGGCCGGCGAGCCACCAGGUUGCAUUCAGACUGGCCGGUUUGCAAGAUCGGCAUUUCCUGUCGGCAACCAAGGGUUAGUAUAUAGUUCAUGCCUGAACCAUUUGAGCUCGGAUGCUGGAGAAAGCCGGGGGUCACGCAGAAUCAAUGUUGCAGGCCACCAGAUUUUUGACCAAGCAUUAAAAUACACCUUGCCAAGAUGGAUUGAACAUGAUUCUUGUGCUGUAUUUUUUGAGGGGACUGAAGAACCAGCGCGCAGAUUGUUGAAAAGGUCGUCAAUCAGCUAACAUAUGUUGAGCAAGUCGCUGAAACCAUGCGCGCUGCCACUUGCUGUGGGUGCUCGUGGCAACGAUUUUGCUGGGAGUGGCCUUCCUGGGCGGCCUGUGAAUGACUUUGAGGCUGACAAAUUCCUGAAGAGUGCCGGGCCAAUUGCCUUGGCAUGCCUGGCGUCAAGAGGCGCUACGGCCAGGCACAGAACAUGGCAUGUGCAGUGUCAUGCACAGGCCGAAGAGGCAGAUGUUGGAGCGUUGACGGAUGAGGACAUCUCAUUGCUUAGACAGGUGCUGCCAGAGGUGAAGGAGCUGGUCGUGCUGGGAAGGAGUAACACUGAUGUCAUCCUUCAGCUGGCUGAGACGAUGCUUCCACUCACACUUGCAAAAGGAGAGGUGCUGGCUGAGCAGGGCCAACCUGAUGACAACAUGUACGUCAUUGCCAAGGGAGAUGUUCUGCUGGACGUUCCCAGGGCAGGACGUGUGGAGCCAGAACGGCGCCGGGUAAGCCAGGGAAGUUACAUCGGGGCUGAGUGUUUGUUGGGAAAUACGCCCCACAAAUGCUCAGCCAUUGCACAGACUUCCUGCCGACUCUUGCGCUUGAAUCGAGCCACAUUUGAUUCGAUCAUCCUUUCUCAAUCGGCUGAAACGGAAGACGAUGAAGAUUCUGAUGAGGAUGAUGAAGGUGAUGGUGAUACCUGUGCUGCGAGCCAGCUGGUGAACAUCUUUGUUCUCUCUGACAGCACCGGUGAAUCCGCAAAAGCUUCGGUGAAAACUGCUGCCGCGCAGUUUGAGUACUGUUCAGGGUCGACAUGUGCAACAAGCCGGGCAACAGUCUACAGAUUUGUGAGAUCUGCCACAGAGAUCAAGACCAUCGUUGAAGCAGCCAAGAAGUGCAAUGCCUUGCUGGUUUACACGAUCAUGGAUCCAAAGCUGCAUCAAGUCGUUGUUGAUGAGUGCAAAGCCAAAGAGCUUGAAUGCAUUGACCUUUGGGGCCCUUUGCUGGCCACCUUCGAAAAAAGAUUCGGCGCCAAGCGGAGUGGAAAAGCGGGUCGACGACAAGCCGUCAGCGAUGACUACAUGACCAUUGUCAAGGCGAUUGAGUACACUCGAAAAGUGGAUGAUGGUGUUUUGCCUCAUCUUUGGGAUGAGUGCGACAUCAUGCUGAUUGGACCAUCGCGAGCUGGAAAGACUCCCUUGUCAUUCUACUUGGCACAGAGAGGCUAUAAGGUGGCCAACUACCCGUUGGUGCCAGAGGAGGAGCCUCCAAAGGAGCUUUUCGAACUCGAUCAACAAAAAUGUUUCGCACUGCAAAUCAAGCCUGAACGAUUACAAGAGAUUCGCACCCAGCGAAUGAAGCAGUUCAAUCGCUCCAACACGAAGUAUGCCAAUUUGACCAACAUCAAGAAAGAGGUGAGCUGGAUCAAAAACUUUUACUUGCGAAAGGGCCCAAAGUGGCCAAUCAUAGACACUAGCAACGCUGGUGUGGUGGAAACAGCCGCACGGAUUAUGGAAAUUUUGGACCGGCGCAAGGGGGAUGCAGUUGCAGCUUCAUAUCAAUCGAGUAUGGCUGUGUGAGGGUGGAGCUUAUGCGCUGCUGGAAGACACAAAGGGCAGCCUUGAUAUCCAUUGAUCAUUUGUUUGCGAUUGUCUAA
Durusdinium trenchii is the source of this 1926-nucleotide messenger RNA. The record is from the annotation of a GenBank genome assembly. Lineage: Eukaryota; Dinophyceae; Suessiales; Symbiodiniaceae.